Blumeria graminis f. sp. triticale is the source of this 582-nucleotide messenger RNA. Lineage: Eukaryota; Fungi; Ascomycota; Leotiomycetes; Helotiales; Erysiphaceae. The record is from the annotation of a GenBank genome assembly.
AUGCAUUAUUCAACUAUCACCAUUUUUCCGCUUUUUGCCAUCACAACUGUUGCCAUACCACUACUAUCUGGCCGACAGUCUAUAAACGUGCCGGCUAUACCUAAUGUUCCGGCUGUUCCAAACGUUCCAGCGGUGCCAUCGACAUCGAGACCGGUGAAGAGACAAUCUAUCAACGUGCCAACUAUUCCCAAUGUUCCAAAUGUCCCCGCUGUACCAGAUGUCCCUGCUGUACCAGCCGUGCCAUCAACAUCGAGACCGGCGAAGAGACAAUCUAUCAACGUGCCGACUAUUCCCAAUGUUCCAAAUGUCCCCGCAGUACCAGCAGUACCAGCAACAUCAGGAUUAACAGAAAGACAAUCGCUCAACGCACCAGAAAUUCCUAAUGUACCAAUAGUACCAGAAGAAAUGAGUACUAUUAAAGAGUUACCUAGGGACCUUAGCCUCGAAGAAUCCGACAGCUCUCUCGAAGAUGUCGACAGCAUAUCGAGCAGUAGCAAAUUACACAGCAAGACUACAAGUGAAACUGAUCGAGAUGACCCAGGUCGAGGACAGCCAGGUCGUCGACCUCCUUUCGGCAACUAG